Messenger RNA from Vespa crabro (European hornet), 1587 nucleotides. RefSeq lists its product as uncharacterized. The coding region runs from base 399 to 1439 and encodes 346 amino acids. NCBI's taxonomy places the organism in Eukaryota, Metazoa, Arthropoda, Insecta, Hymenoptera, Vespidae. The record is from RefSeq and is a predicted model, not a curated record. The transcript is spliced from 7 exons.
AUUUAUGACAAAAUAAUAAUAGGAAAUUCUAAAUACCCCUAAUCUUGUCUAAUUAUUUUUCGAACAUUUAUGCUAUAUCGGAAAUAUCGUUGAUUUCACUCGUACAGUUAAGAUGGUUUAAAAGUGAAUAUGCAAAUUUGUAUAAUGAGUUGUAUUCAUUUUUAGUUCAAACGUUUCUUCGUUUAAUACAAAAGAAAACUAGACAAGAAGAAGUUAUUCUUUUUUAAGAAAGGAAAAAGAAAAAAAAAGAAAAGAAAGAAAGGAAGAUCUAAUAAUCAUUUAGGAUAAAUAAUAAUAUAGUAUAGAUUAAUAAUAGUAUAGAAGCAAAAGUUAAUAAUUAGUUUCGACGAGUAACCUCGAAAGAAUUCGAAGAAGAAGUAUUACAAAUCACAAGAACGAUGGAAGUAUCAAAUUUGUCACCCACACUUAAACAUAGAAGGAAAUUUGAACGCAUCAAAACGAUUAAUACGAACUAUAACGACACAUCAUUCGUUAAUCAUAACUCCGAUCUAUAUACAAUAAGUAAACUAUAUGCUUGUAUUAAUCAGAAAGCUCAGACGUUAACAGACUGUUGUAAAGAGUCCACAGACAAGUGUCUUUUGCAAGAGGAGAAGGAUUUUAUCGAUCCGAUUGACGUCUCCAGUAUUCAGACGAGCAACAUUAUUGAGAUGAAUAAAACUAUAUUGAAACUUAUCCAUUAUCAGAUAACAAUCUUUACUCUAAUUGCAAUAUUUGGAACAUUGUUCCUUUGUUUGUAUAUGGAUCACGCAGAAUUACGAUUCAUGUAUAUAUCGGAAACGGCUUAUUAUUUUCCUGAGACAAGUUUUUUCGCGCAAUUUAUGAAUUUGAUCGUAUUAUUUGGGAGUAUAGCUGUAUUCUUGAGACACUUUCUAUUACUUCAAUUUAUACGAGAUAGAGGUGAAAAUGUGAUAACAAAAAAAUUCAGCAAUAUAUCUACUUUAUUUAGUUCAAUGAUGAUUAUGGGUAUAAGUAUACUUGGUAAUUUUCCAAUUGUUCAACCUUGCUAUGUUAUCCAUUGUACUGGUGUAUUAUUAUAUUUUCUUGGUGUCACUGGCUAUUCAAUUACUCAGACUAAAAUCACUAAAAGGAUGAUUGGUAUUGUCUCCGAUUACUAUAUUUAUUACAUACGAAUUAUCGCAACAAUAAUAUUGUUUAUAUUAGUUGUAUUAAUUUUGAUACCUGGUAUAAUCAUAUAUUUACCAUUCAACGAUACGAAUUAUACAAAAUGGACCGAACAAGGUAAUAAUUGGUUCUUACAUAAUGUAAGUGUUGUUGCAGAAUGGUUGCAUGUAAUUUUUUGCAGCUUAUUCAUAGUUACUUUCGUAUAUGAAUACGAAGCAAUAUGUUUCGAGAUGUUCAAGAUUAAGAUAAAUUAUUUGGACAAGAGGACGAAGAAAGAAUUGAGAUCGGAAAUCUGAAUGUACAAAAUAAACGAUUAUUUUUAAUGAUAAUCGAUCUGAUCUCGAUAAUGAUAAAUCGAUAACAAAAUGAUAUAUAAUUAUUUAACAAUAAGCUUUUGCAAUCACAAUGCAAAAUAUAUUGAAGUUAUCCAAUUGUAUCGAAUGG